AUGUUUGACACUGAGAAACGGGGCCGAGACCACGAUGCUUCACGCAUUAACGCCCCUCAAGCACCUCAGGACGCGAAAUCGUUCUCUCGAGAAAAGUUGAAACAAAUGACUCUCGAGGAAAAGGUGUUGCUACUGACGGGCGAAGACCUCUGGCGGACGAAUCCCAUCCCGAGGUUGGGCAUCUCCCGAAUCAAGACCUCUGAUGGGCCUACCGGAGUUCGCGGUGGUAUCUUUGUUGACGGAGUCACUGCAGCCUCGUUGCCGUCUGGGGUAUCGCUGGCUGCUACGUGGGAUAAGCAAAUCAUCAACAAUGUCUCACAGAUCUUGAUAGCGGAAGCUAAGAGCAAAGGAGUAGAUGUUCUUCUAGGCCCAACAGUAUGCAUCCCUCGUACUCCACUGGGCGGACGUAACUUCGAAGCCUACAGCGAAGACCCUUUUCUGACGGGCAAGCUGGCCGCCGAGUACAUCAAAACGAUCCAAGCUGCUGGUAUCGGAGCUUGCGUCAAGCACUAUGUCGCAAACGACCAGGAGAAUCGCCGUUUCUUCAUAGACGAGAAGAUUCCCGAGCGUGCUCUACGCGAAAUUCACCUGCAACCUUUUCAGAUCGCUGUCCGCGAUAGUAACCCCUGGUCUAUCAUGACAGCUUACAACAGGAUCAAUGGCGACUUCUGCUCAGCACAUCACUACCUCAUCAGAGACGUCCUCCGUGGCGAAUGGGGCUGGGAUGGAUUGGUGAUGAGUGACUGGUUUGGGACGAAUAGCAUCGUACCUUCGUUGACAGCAGGGUUGGAUCUGGAGAUGCCUGGUCCAGUCAGGCGAAGGGGAAGCCACCUUCUCGAGGCACAUAGCAAGGGCCUGGUUGAUCCCUCUUUCAUUGAUGCAUCUGCCGCAAGAGUCCUGGAACUACUACACAAGACCGGCAAAAGCCAGAUACCGGAUUGGAAGGAAGAGCCGGAGCGAGCCGUUGAUCUCCCCGAGCAUCGGAAGAUUCUGCGUCGCGCAGGCGCAGAAGGCAUUGUUCUCCUGAAGAACGACAAGUCGACCUUGCCCCUCACAAAUCUCGGUGGCAAGACCAUUGCUUUCAUCGGCCCCAACGCUGCCAGGUCGGUGGCCACGGGAGGUGGUAGCUCCAACCUCGCGCCUCACUACCGUACCACGCCUUUUGGAUCCUUCAAAAGGGAGCUCUCUGAGGCGUUCCCGACAGCCAAGGUUGCAACUGAACCCGGAAUCCUUACGCAUCGAUACCUACCUCUCAUGGACCCUACUGUCAUGCAAAACCCUGAUACCAAUAGUGCUGGUUUUGUUUUGUCUCUUUGGAGAAACAUGAAGCACGAGGGCAACCCGUUCAUGGUGGAGCACCGGCCGAGUUCGAACCUGGUUUGCUACGAUGGGCUCCCUCCUGAGCUGACGACCGGAGAGCGAUAUUCCUACCGUGCCAGGACGAUACUCACGCCCAAGACGAGUGGAGUUCAUCAGCUAUCUCUCUCGAGCUGUGGCCCCGGCAAGCUGAUCCUCGACGGAAAGGUCUUUAUUGAUAUCGAGCGGAGGUGGUGGUCGCCCAAGUCAUCUCUCUUCAUGAGCUACGGCUCACCCGAGGAGCGAGUCGAUGUCGCCCUCGAAGCUGGCCGAUCAUAUGAACUUGUGCUUGAGUCGCUCAGCCGCGAACCGAAGCCGUAUGAUUUGACAUACAUGGGCAUGUUGGAGCGCGAGGAGGUCCAAGAUGGCGGUCGCAUCGGGUUCCUAGAGAACCCCGGAGACCUUGACGCAAUGUUUCAAAACACCAUCGAGCUUGCCAGGACGAGUGAUGUUGCCGUCGUCGUUGUAGGAAAGGACCAGGACUGGGAGACGGAGACGAGCGACAUGGUGUCCAUGGACUUGCCUGGCCGGUCCAACGAGCUGAUCUCUGCCGUGGCCAAGGCGAAUCCCAACGUCAUCGUGGUAAACCAAACGGGAAGCCCCAUCACGAUGCCCUGGAUUGGCGAGGUCCCGGCUGUCAUUCAAGCUUGGUACCAAGGUCAAGAGCUGGGAAACAGCUUGGCGGACGUCCUCCUUGGGGCGGCGAACCCGUGCGGGAAGCUUCCAAUCACGUUCCCGCGUCGCAUUGAGGACACACCAUCAUUCGACAAUUAUCCCGGUGAGAACGACGUGGUUCAUUAUGGAGAGGGCAUCUAUCUCGGGUACAAGUACUACGAUCAUCGCAAGAUUGAACCACUGUUCCCUUUCGGGGCUGGUCUCUCGUACACUACCUUUGAGUACUCCAACCUUAGACUGAGUACCGACGUACUAGAGGAGGCCGGAAGGAUAGAAGUCGAAGUUGAUGUGACAAACACAGGUGAACGCGAAGGCAAAGAGAUUGUGCAGUUCUACGUCGCUCCUGUGUCGAAGCCUCGGCUGGGCCGCCCGCUCAAGGAGCUUAAGGGCUGGGACAAGGUUCUCGUACGGCCCGGAGAGACAGUAACCGCUCGGACGACUCUCGACAAGGUGAGCAUAUCAUACUGGGAUGAUAGCGUUCAGAAGUGGGUGGUGGAGGCCAACGCGGAGUUCAAGGUGAGUGCGGCAAGGGAUUCUAGGGAGGAAGGACUGGACGCUGGAUUCCGGUCGGCGAAUGCUUUUCAGUGGGUUCAUUGA
Messenger RNA from Colletotrichum scovillei, 2628 nucleotides. RefSeq lists its product as uncharacterized. Gene Ontology annotation, biological process: glucan catabolic process. Gene Ontology annotation, molecular function: beta-glucosidase activity. The record is from RefSeq and is a predicted model, not a curated record. The transcript is spliced from 5 exons. The coding region runs from base 1 to 2628 and encodes 875 amino acids. NCBI's taxonomy places the organism in Eukaryota, Fungi, Ascomycota, Sordariomycetes, Glomerellales, Glomerellaceae.